AUGAAACUGAUAUACAAACCCUUUUUUAACGCUUUGAUGGAGAACAUUUGCGGUGGUAAUGCUGAACUUCAAGUAUCAAAUGUGCCCACAAUUGUUUUGUGGAUCGCGCGUUUCGUUUUUGUGCACCAUGAAAGCGGGGAUGUGGAUGCGAGCUCAUUGAGCAAAACCCCACGAAAACGCGGUGUUAAGGGAGUGCCAAGAGCUAAGCACCGAGAAAAUUCUGCUCUCGUGCGGCGUGAAGAAGUGGGCUGGCCAAGCAUUCAAAUAUCCUCCUGUCGUAUCCUACAGAAAAUAGCCAAAUCUGAUAAGUAUCUCGCACUCCUGUUGGCGAACGGAGUGGACCAAAAGUUGAUGGAUUUGAUUAUUACCAAGUCGACGAACAUAGACGUGCAUGGAGCCGCUGCAAAAGCCCUAUCGUACCUACUUCGGGAUGAGGUGGUUCGAAUGGUUGUGACCUUGUCAGGCAACACGGAGUCACGCUCGGCCGCUCUGGCGGCGCUAGGCUUCCUGAUUGUGGACAACCAACUCGCUUGCAAAGAGUCGUGGUCCCACUCCCUCCCUCUUGAUGACCGUUUGAAGGCCAAGGUCAAUCAGUUGUCAUGGCUGUGGGAAGAAGCCUUUGUGAUCAUUGAGCAAACUAAAUUUGACCAUCAGGGCACGUGUACCCCGCCCCACAGUACAGCGUGGCGCAUCGACGUAAUGCCACAUAUAAUGGCUUUGCGUUGCCCCAAAGACCAAACCAAUGGUCUCUACCACCUUAUAAAAUGCGGAUUUCGCAUAUUCUCCGACAACCGAGACACCCAAUACUUUUGCACUCUUUUUAAGGGUCUUGGAAGAGUUAUGUAUGGUGCAGUCUUUGCAAGACCAGUCCUCUCCCCUAGCCGGCAUCGCGAUCAAAAACAUCCUCGGCGCAAAUCCCAUCCUGAAAUUCGCAAUGACUGGGUUCUUAGGCAAGUUCCACUCCCAAGUCUUCUUUGUUUUCCCCCUAAAGUAGAUUUCUCGGAUAUCACCGGAAAUAUAUUCUAUGAUGUGGGUCCGCUGAAGGCGUCAGAUCGAUUGAAAAGCCUCCAGUUUUAUGCAAAGGACCCAGUGAAUGACGCUAGACCAGUUUGGAUUCUUAAUAUAACCGAGAUUGGGACGGAAGAGGCAACUGGUUUUUCUUUGCCAUACGAUCCAGAGCUGAGGAAAGCCGUCCAAAUAUGUGUUGCCAAGAUUGGGGCAAGCACAGAUGCGAACGAGAAGGCCGAGACUCUAGCCAUGUAA
Molecule: messenger RNA, 1263 nt
Organism: Echinococcus granulosus
Lineage: Eukaryota; Metazoa; Platyhelminthes; Cestoda; Cyclophyllidea; Taeniidae
Exons: 9
Coding region: 1-1263 (420 amino acids)
Source: RefSeq, a predicted model, not a curated record